Molecule: messenger RNA, 1011 nt
Organism: Neohortaea acidophila
Lineage: Eukaryota; Fungi; Ascomycota; Dothideomycetes; Mycosphaerellales; Teratosphaeriaceae
Exons: 2
Coding region: 149-598 (149 amino acids)
Source: RefSeq, a predicted model, not a curated record
CUGUUUGUUUGGUUCAUCAUUCACCUCACUCUCACCUUCCUCCAGCCAUCACCUUCACAUCUUACACGAUCAAUCAGAGGUGUCUGAUAGACCAUGAGCUGAGCCUUCGCGACCUCUGCCAUCUCUCAACUUCCUCUCAACAAACAACAUGGAGGAUAUACAAGACUGGGCAGCACAGCUGCUAGGCAACCAUGCCGCCCUGCAAACCUACACGCCCUACCUUCGCCAAUUCUACUCAAUCGUCACCACCGCCCAAUCUUACAUCUACCCCCUCAUCGACAAAAUCACGCACAAACCCGACAUCGCCACCAUCGCCCUGCUGCUAGUCAUCCUCUUCAUCUCGCUCAAACUCCUCGAUCUGCUGUGGCAAACGGUGCUUUUCUGGCUGCGCCUGGCGAGAAGGGUGGUGUUCUGGGGAGGACUUGUCAUGCUGGGGUUGUGGCUUUACACGCGCGGGCCGGAGGGAGUGUGGGCGGAUGUGCAGUACUGGGUGGAUGUGUGGGGUCAGGAGAAGGAGUACUGGAAGGACAAGGAUCGUAUUGCGAGAAUGGCGAGGCAAGGCGGGAAGAUGAAGGGUGGGGCGGGCUCGUGGUUUUGAGGGACAUUGCAUGCUCGUUCUGGCGUUAUCAUGGGUCCAUGGAGACUUUGGGAGGUCAUAACUGAUGACUAGCGUUGGUGCUGAGGCGAAAGUGUUGGGCAAGUGCUCUGGCAUUGAGCGCGACGCAAAUGGUGAAUGAAGCUACAUAUGUACUGAUAAGGGAUGGGUGUUUUCCGAACUGGGAGGGAUAAUCGCGCGGACUGUCAUGCGUACCGCCCCUUCUUCAUGAUUUUCUAGCUAUUGCAUGCACACCUUGAUCUGAUUAAAACGCGCAAAUCGUUGGACUGGAUGAUGUUCGCCGUCAGCCUUCCCAACCUGAGGCUGCCAAGACGAAAGACAAAAGUCGUGGCUGCCGCCUGUUCUGCAAAACCUCUUUCCACAUAUCUGCACCUUUGAAUGCAUUCCUUCCCACU